CUUCAAUUAUUCCCUUUAGUUAUGAAAGUAAUUAACAUCUAUUAAUAAAUUGUACGAUAAAAUAAAUUAAUAAUUUUGAACACCUUAUCUAACUAAUUAUUUUGCUGUGCAUUGGUUAUAAAUGUAAAAACUUAGUAAAUAUAUUUCAAACGUUCGACAUGGCUGGCCUACAAUUGUUCUUAGUUUUCUUUUUUAUUGUAUCAUUUCCACGAGGUUAUGCUAGCACCAGUGAUAACUUAGGAAUCUACGGAGGAAAAAAGAUCUCGAUUAAAGAAGUGCCCUUCAUGGCUGCUUUAUACAUACCCAAAAAUAAUAAUAGAACAUAUUUUUGCGGAGGCACUAUCAUCAGCGAUAGGUUCAUCCUGACUGCGGCACAUUGCUUGCGAAAUAGUGUUAUCCCCUUAUCUGGGUGGGUAUAUGUCGGCACCGACAGUUUAAAGAAUGCAAACAGAGUAGUCAUCAAACCAGAAAAGAAAUUUUGCCAUGAGGAAUACGACCCUAUUGAUGAUAUUAAUGACAUAUGUUUGUUGAAACUGAAAGAUCCUUUACACUUUGGAAGCAAUGUAAAUAGAGCCACGUUGCCUUAUGAACGUUAUGAAUUAGAAGAAGGUACUCUGGUCAACUUAACUGGAUGGGGGUAUACCGAACACAGUCACGAACUUCAAGAUGCCUUGCGACUGGUAACAGUCCCGAUAUCUACGGAAGAAUGUCGUGGACAACGUAAGACUAUCAUUUGCACCGGGUUUCAAGGCCAUACAUCUUGCCAUGGUGAUAGCGGAGGACCACUAACCUACGGCCGUGUCCUUAUCGGGGUGGUAUCUGGAGGCAUAAAACGUAACACCCCGUGCGGCUUCAUCGGGACGAGACACACCAGGGUGAACAAGUACUUGAAGUGGAUUAAAACUACCAUCUUAAAGAAUCUUCAUUAGUAUGAAUGAGAAAGAAGAAGAUAUAUAUAAAAAUAUAUAUUAUAAGUUUCUUGCAAAAAAAAAAAAUUGCUACAAGCUUUUAUCGCUAUAUGUAUUUUUCUUUCCACAGGCAACUAAUAACUCAUCGAGACAAUUCUAACAACCCUAAACACAAUACGUUUGCGUUGUUUUGUCACAGAGUUCCCAUUGUCAACUCUUGUCUCCAUCAUUAGAUCAGCUUCAUGUCUCAUAAUUUUGCAUUGUCAUCCGAUUAACAUUGUAUCCAAGAUUUGACCCACACUUUAGUGUUUACACCCCACAGUUUACAUCAUAAAUAAAAUACUAAUAGAGCAAGUUAAAUAAAAGCUUGUAAAAAGUAUAUACAUAUAUACUUACCUGAC
Cydia pomonella (codling moth) is the source of this 1309-nucleotide messenger RNA. Its product is annotated as trypsin 5G1-like. Gene Ontology annotation, molecular function: serine-type endopeptidase activity. NCBI's taxonomy places the organism in Eukaryota, Metazoa, Arthropoda, Insecta, Lepidoptera, Tortricidae. The coding region runs from base 159 to 929 and encodes 256 amino acids. The record is from RefSeq and is a predicted model, not a curated record. The transcript has 5 exons. Gene Ontology annotation, biological process: proteolysis.